Molecule: messenger RNA, 1893 nt
Organism: Camelina sativa (false flax)
Lineage: Eukaryota; Viridiplantae; Streptophyta; Magnoliopsida; Brassicales; Brassicaceae
Source: RefSeq, a predicted model, not a curated record
GUUGUUUGUAAACAAAAUUCAAGGUUUCUCAAAACCCUAUAUAUAAUCCAACACACUUAACAAAUUAAAUAUCUCCAACCAAAACACACGAUUAAACUCAAGCAGUAAACAAAACCCAAAAGAUGUCUCAAAAACUCAUGUUCUUGUUCACCCUUGCCUGCCUCUCCUUAUUACCAUCUCUUUUAUUCUCCGCCGAAAUACCGGCCACCGGAAAUGCCACUUCACCGUCAAACGUAUGUCGAUUCGCGCCGGAUCCAUCAUACUGUAGAUCGGUUCUUCCAAACCAGCCCGGAGACAUAUACUCCUACGGCCGUUUCUCCCUUCGACGGUCUCUCUCAAGGGCCCGCCGUUUCAUUUCGCUGAUCGACGAUCAACUUAACCGGAAAGGCAAAGUGGCCGCUAAAGCCACCGUGGGGGCUCUCGAAGACUGCAAAUUCCUAGCCAGCCGGACUAUGGACUUCCUCCUUAGUAGCUCACAGACCGCCGAUUCCACCAAAACGCUAUCGUUAUCUAGGGCCGAGGAUGUUCACACAUUUCUUAGUGCAGCCAUCACCAACGAACAGACUUGUCUUGAAGGACUUAAAUCAACGGCAUCAGAAAAUGGUCUCUCCGGUGAUAUUUUCAACGACACAAAACUCUAUGGGGUGUCUCUUGCCCUUUUCUCCAAAGGUUGGGUGCCAAGAAGGCAAAGAUCGAGACCGAUUUGGCAACCACAAGCCCGCUUCAAAAAGUUCUUCGGUUUCCGUAACGGUAGACUACCGUUAAAGAUGACAGAAAGGGCACGUGCCGUUUACAACACAGUGACUAGAAGUGGGAGAAAGCUUCUCCAAGCUGAAACAGACGCCGUUCAGGUGAGCGACAUUGUGACGGUGAUCCAGAACGGGACGGGAAACUUCACGACCAUAAACGAGGCAAUUGCAGCCGCGCCAAACAAAACAGACGGUAGUAACGGUUACUUCCUGAUCUACGUAACGGCGGGAUUGUACGAGGAAACCACUUUCAAUUCCGCCACAUUUAUUCUAUCAGGUCCCAAUUUUAUUGGCGUGAACAUAACAAUCCGCAAUACGGCAGGACCGACCAAGGGCCAAGCCGUCGCAUUGAGGAGUGGUGGGGACUUGUCUGUUUUCUAUAGUUGCAGUUUUGAAGCCUAUCAAGACACCUUAUACACACAUUCUCUCAGACAGUUUUAUCGUGAAUGUGAUGUAUAUGGUACCGUGGAUUUUAUAUUCGGUAAUGCUGCAGUGGUAUUACAAAACUGUAAUUUGUAUCCGCGUCAACCUCGCAAAGGUCAAUCGAACGAAGUAACGGCUCAAGGCCGCACUGACCCGAACCAGAACACUGGAACCGCGAUCCAUGGUUGUACCAUAAGACCGGCGGAUGACUUGGCAACGAGCAACUAUACAGUGAAAACUUUUCUUGGUCGACCUUGGAAAGAAUAUUCGAGAACCGUUGUAAUGCAAACUUACAUAGACGCUUUUCUUGAGCCGAGUGGUUGGAAUGCAUGGUCCGGCGAUUUCGCAUUGAGCACACUUUACUAUGCGGAAUACAAUAAUACCGGACCCGGAUCUAACACCACAAACCGAGUCACUUGGCCAGGUUAUCACGUCAUCAACGCUACUGAUGCUUCCAACUUCACGGUCACUAAUUUUCUUGUUGGUGAGGGCUGGCUCGGACAAACCGGAGUGCCUUUCGUGGGUGGACUGAUCGCGUAAUUAACCUUUAUACGUACUGUUAAUUAGUGACAUAUUAAUUAAUUAUAGUAUUGUUUAAUUAUUCAUGUGUUUUUCUUUUUUGUUCUCAAUCAUAUAAUUAUUUUAAGUGGUGCCUGAUUCCAUUAUACGAUUUGUAUUGUUUUCAUCGAAAUGUAAUAAUAAACAGGAACGGGUAAUCAAA